AUGACUUGCAAACGAUUGUUGGCAGAGAUACACAACAAGAGACAAUUACAACUCAAGACUCUACCAUAUAAAGGUAUCAGUGGUGUAACAUUGUUGGAAAACUCUGAUGUAAAGAUGUUCUACAACGUUGAGGACAUACCUUGGAACCUACCACCUACAGUGACACACCUCGAGCUUGGUCCCAAGUUCAAAAUGCCUUUUGAGCUCUACCUGCCUCCAUCGCUCACAUCACUCAAGGUGAAUAGUAGUAAAGGGCACCAUUGCUUGUUGUUUGAUCAGUUGCCAACAUCAAUCAAGACACUGGAGCUUGGUGAUCAUUUCAAAACCUAUUCAGAAGUGUCAAAUGGUAGGAUACCAACAACAAUCACAUCAUUGUCUCUGGGCAAUGUGUUCAAUCAAGAUCUGCUGCCCAGCCUCCUUCCAUCAUCACUCAUAUCAUUGACGCUGGGUGAUCGAUUCGACCAACGCAUUGGCGAACGAUCACUUCCACUCACAUUGGAAUCAUUAAUGUUUGGCAAAGACUACAAUCAUGAGUUUGGAUUGGGAGUGUUGCCAUCUUCACUCACCUCUCUCUCGUUCCAUGAAUACUCAUUGUACGACAAAGAGUUCAUGCCUAGAGUGUUGCCCAACCAACUUCAAUCAUUGACAUUGGGAGAACACUAUAAUCAGAUGUUUAGAGUUGGAUCUCUCCCGCAAUCAAUCUCGUACUUGUACUUCUCCUCAAUGAUCCCUGCAUAUAAUCAAGAGUUUAAACCUGGUGUACUGCCUGCAUCACUCGAGACAUUGAUUAUUCUUGGCCAAACAUUCAAACAAUCGAUUAAGCGAGACGUUCUACCCAACUCUUUGACCCGCCUGAUGAUUCCCAUGAAUGCUGGCCAUGUGUUUGAACAAGGUGCUCUCCCCAACUCACUCACAUGCUUGACUCUCAGCGCCAAACCAGUGAUCACAUUGGGAAUGUUACCAUCAUCCCUCCAAUCACUCUUCAUCUCAGAUGACUUUAAUGGUGUCAUCCCUGUGGGCGCACUGCCAGAGUCAUUGACCAAGUUAUCGUUUGAGGGUUGUACAAGAACUCAAACUCAUCCAUUCACUCCUGGCAUGUUACCAUCAUCGCUCAAGACAUUGGUAAUGACUAAUUCUAUCGUUCAAAUGUUCAAACAAAAUACCCUGCCAGCUUCAUUGACAGCACUAAAGUUGUAUAAACUCACAUCGCCAAUUCAACCAGGAGUGUUGCCAUCAACGAUCACCGCAUUGGACCUGAGCGAUUUUUAUUCCUUUGCACUGACUACUGAUGAGCUACCACCAGCACUCAAAAUGCUCAAAGUUGGCGGCUCAUCCGUGACAUUUCCAAGAUUGGAGUUGCUAGAGAUUGGUUCGCUGGAUCCCAUCACAUCGAUCAAUUGUGAUUACGUCAAGGAACUGAUGGUUGACAAUAACUUUGAUAGCAAGAAGACAAACAAUGCAUGGCCUUCGACCAAACAACACUUUGGAUCAUUCACCAUUGGCAGCAGAUCAUACAGUUCAACGAUCGAUCCCAAGCAUCGUGUGAAGCAUAUCAAGUCACUGAUCCGAUCGAUACCAAACAGCAACUCUUACAACAUACACUGCAAAGGGUGGAGUGUUCAACUACGCAAGACUGAUCCAUGGAAUACAAUCAUACUCAUGAGUAAAUACGAUGGUGGUGGUUGUCCAGGCGCAGACGAACAACAACCAAUCACCAAGAAGAGAAUAAUGUUCUUCACGUUGGACAAGUCUGGAAAGUUGGUGGCCACAUUGGAGGAUGAGAUCAAUCGAUUGAAACAAGAGAAUGAUCGACUCAACACCACAUAUACUAAGCUUAUUGAAGAUGCAAAGAUGAAGGAGUUAGGAAUCAAUUCAGAUGACGGUGUGAACAAUAGAUUGAAACAAGAGAAUGAUCAACUCAAGUGCAAAGUGGAGCGAUUGGAUCAAGAGAAGAAUGAACAGUCCAAAAAGAUAGAGGCAGUCAACAAUCAACUCAAUCAAUAUUUCAAGGAAUGGGAGAUCAAUGUUGUACCUGCAAGUGUGACACCACCACCAUCCAAGCCUGUUGUUGCCAAGAGUACCAGGAGAAGGAAAUAA
Messenger RNA from Acytostelium subglobosum LB1, 2097 nucleotides. RefSeq lists its product as hypothetical. The transcript has a single exon. The record is from RefSeq and is a predicted model, not a curated record. The coding region runs from base 1 to 2097 and encodes 698 amino acids. Lineage: Eukaryota; Evosea; Eumycetozoa; Acytosteliales; Acytosteliaceae.